Messenger RNA from Seminavis robusta, 1242 nucleotides. NCBI's taxonomy places the organism in Eukaryota, Bacillariophyta, Bacillariophyceae, Naviculales, Naviculaceae. The record is from the annotation of a GenBank genome assembly.
AUGGACUGCAGCUCGAGUGGUGGUAAUUCAAUCCUAGACGACACUGCCAGUAGCGAUAGCUAUCUUGCUCAUCACAGCUACCCCGAUGACAGUGACGACUGCUGUAUUGGCAAGAGUUCCAGUCUAGAGGAUACCUUGAGCUUGACCUGUGAUGAGUCUCUCGGUUCCAACUUGUCUUCCACCUUUGUGGCUGAUGACGACGAGGAUUCUUCAGACUGCGAGGACUAUCCAUCUCCCCACUUGUUAAGGAGACGGUUAAUGCCAAUACCUCCAUCACCCAUUGCAGGCUCUGGUUAUGAUACCCCCAUACGCAACAAAAGCAUCCCAGAAGCUCGUUUUGUAUCGAGGAAGCGUCAUUCUACACGGAUACUUUGGUUGAUGAUAGUGCUGAUUGUGUAUGUCAUACUGACAACGAUCGACCAUGGAGGAAUGCUAGAUGCUGCAAGGGAUAUUGGUAUCAGCGAUGAAGCAAGACAAUGGAGACGCUUCUUUCGAAGACGAGCACCCAAAUUACUUCACAAGAUACCCAACCGAGCCUCAGGGCGAUCCUACACCAUUCGAAUCAAGGGUCAUAGAUUAGAUCUCGUUACCCAAUCUUUGGACUAUCACGCGCAAUGCCCAUCUGUUAAGGAGGUUCAAGUACUGUGGACGGACCCUACCACCAAUCAACUUCCAAAGUCUAUCAGCAAUCAUCAGAGCGGAAAGGUUCAGCCGCUGGGAAAGCCUUCAACCAUGGCAGUAUUCUUGCUGGAUGAAGAUAUUAGAAUUACUUGCGAAGAAAUUGAGAGAGCGUUCUCUGAGUGGCGAGAAGACCCUUCAAGACUAGUUGGGUUCUACCCAUUUCAACAUACAUCAGAGGCCGAUGAUGGCGCCUCGCUGUUAUCGCCUUACCCUGACUUUGGACUUCGCUCCGUGUCAAGAGCAACUGGGCCCUACUCCUUGGUAUCCGAUAGGGCUGUUUUUGUUCAUAAUUCCAUCCUCCGUAGCCUACCUUCACUACCAACCGCAUGCCAAGAUCUGAGUCUGUCCAUCAUUGCAUCGUCCAUGACAAAGAAACCUCCCGUUGCAGUCUUAUCCAAUCCACAUGCCAUUCGACACUCCAAACGCAGCCCAGUGAUAUCCAAUGAUCAGAGUAGACGUUGCCACGAGUGGCUUUCAUCCAUUGGUGGCUUGACUCUACCAAGUCAAAAGGCUACAAUCAUUGGACAUGAAAAGAGACGGCUGCAGGAAAAUGAGCAAUAG